GUGUAUACACAGUGCGGCAAUACCUAAUCUGAAUUGAAGAAAGGCCGCAUCUCUGCUGAUGUCAAUUUGAAUAACACCUCCCUCUAGUCUUAGAAUGCUGAGUUCUGCAAUGAAACACAUGUCCCUGAGCUGAAUCCUGAGGAGGCAGGUCAGCUGCAAUUGGACACGAAGAUUCGCAAUAGACCUGCUAGCAAGUACACCCGAUGGAGGAGGGGGAUGGGGACGCAGGAGCUGGGCGCAGGAGCUCUCUCAGGAAGCGUCAUGUGGCACCCAAGCUGGCUGUUGUUGAUGAAAGCACUCGACGGCAGGCUGCGGCGGCACGCCUAGAUGCUCUGGAAAAUGACAAUGCAAUGGCCCCAGAUGCCAUUGAGGUGCGGGACGAUGAUGAGGCCUUCAACAUCGAUGAAGAGAUGGAGGAAGUUUAUGGAGACAAGCCUAGGUCCCGGAACAAGCGGAGGACGCGGCAGCGAGCCACGGAAGAGAAGCAGAUGGCGGUCAAGAAGGGGCCUAAGACGUUCGAGGAGCUCUUGCAAGAGGCGAAUCUCGAGUCGUUGCCAGCCCACGUGCCUUCUUACCUGACAGCAGGAGUCAACAAGAGGAGGAGGGUGGCACUCGUCCGGACGAAGGAGAUGGCUUUGAUGAUGAUGGAUCAAAGGCCCACUUCAGUGGUGCAAUCGGGCAUCCGCUUGAAGCUCAUCUUUCUUACACUGUUGAGCGUAGUACUCUGCCUCGCAAGUGUAGACGCAGCAUUCUAUGCAAGCACAGCCACCGAGGCUUCUAUCAAAGGAACGUGCCAACUGCCUGGUGAAUCAAAUGAAAGCAACUCAGGAACGAAGCCCCUUGUGUCAGAAGCAGUCAAGGAUCUGGUGCUUGUGCCUGUCACCAUUGCAAACGGUUCCACAUUCACCAUGGCAACGCACGUGUACACCACUCGGCCUGAAGAUUGGAGAGAGACACAGGGGAAUGGAUUUGAUGGACUGUGCAGUCACCGGCAGGACAUUGCUCUGGUUCUUCUGCAUGGUGCAACAUACAAUGCUCGUUACUGGGACGCAGAUGCAAUUGAUGGCCAUCCCUAUUCAUUUGCAAGGCACUUUGCAAGGCUCUGUUACUCGGUGAUUGCUUUAGACAUGCUCGGGGCGGGCCAGUCAGACAGGCCAGAUGGCUUCUCACUCAACACCAAUGAUCACGUGCUGACCAUACACCAGAUCCUCAAGUCGCUGCGGGAGAAUGACAACCCCUUUCGCCGCCGGGCGUUCAAGCACGUGGUCCUCAUGGGGCAUUCUUUCGGCGCCAUUCUCGCAAGGAGCGUCGUGGCCUCCUUCCCUGAUUCUGCGGAUCUCCUUGUCAAUACCGCCGCGAGUUUUGGCUACGAGCCAACGUUGCCAGAGCUCGGGUUUCUGCUUUCAAAGAAUCCAGGGCCGUACAUUAGUCUUCCCACCGAGGGGCCACGUGGCAAUAUGCGAAAGAUCUUUCUGCACGAAGAGACGGUUGCGCCCUCGAUGGUGGACUACGAUCUGACGGCUCUCGUGGAGGCCCUGCCGAGGGCGACCUUCAUCGAGCUGGGCCAGCUGUUUGCGUACCGGCGGUCGCCGGAAAGCGAGGAUGUUGCAAAGGUGGUCGAGAAGUUUCAAACGGACCGGAUAAAGAUCCCAAUCUUUCAUCAGUGCGGGGACCGUGAUCUUUUUGCGAGCCUGGAGAGCUGUCUACAAGGCCCGCUCUUCUUUCCAAAUUCCCCGGAGGUUGUUACCGACCUGCUAGCCGACACGGGUCACUCGUUCAACCUGCACACAAACAACCUGCUCGGGUGGACGAACAUCGCCCGAUACGUUGCUGAAAAGUACCCGGUCGAAAGCUGCAUUUUGUGACAAGUUCGAGACGACUUGAGGAGCGAACGACGUCAAAGGGAAAAAGGAAGCGAUGAAGAGUAGUCAGUUGCGUCUAGCAGAUACAGGCGAGUUUAGUCAGGCCGACGCUUCUUCCGGGGACCGUGAAACAGAUCAAGGUUUGCGUCUUUGCGAAAAGGUAGUAUUGUGUCGGAAUAGGUAGGAUAAUUGGCGCUCGUUGAGGGUUAUGAUUCUGAAUCCCAUUGCCUUGUUCUCAUAAAUGCGUCGGCGAGCUAUUGUCGUCAACCCAUUUCCAAAUUGAAACGUAAGCAGUUAGAUACGUAGUCGACUUAGCAGAUAGUGGAAAGCGUUGCCUCGAGUUGCUCGUAUCAGCUUGCCAGGGGGGCAACACGCAUUGAAGAGUCAGCUUGUGGAACAUAUAUAAGUAAGCUAACGGCACAUACUUGAGCAACUUGGGUAGCAUGUAACCAUGUCGAAAGUGGAUUGCGGCCGGGAAAAGCGUGACACAGAGUAGAGAAAGAGCUGGGACCAGCACUGCGGCACGUACUGUUCUUCAUGAGAACAUGGAUGAUCUGAUAUUUUCGAAGGUAAGCUUUCAGGACAAGUAUCCGUAUCUGAGAAACUGACCUCUGAGACUUCUGUUUGGAGUGCAUGUAAAGGAAGCCUCUUAUCAGCCUCUUGCAACUUUGCAAGUAAUCGCCAGCCUGGGUAUCGUGUAACGUACAACGAGUGUCAUGGGAG
Klebsormidium nitens is the source of this 2585-nucleotide messenger RNA. Lineage: Eukaryota; Viridiplantae; Streptophyta; Klebsormidiophyceae; Klebsormidiales; Klebsormidiaceae. The record is from the annotation of a GenBank genome assembly.